UUUCAGAACAAUGUCAGGGAGCCUGCAAGAAGUGUUGAAAAACUGCGCUCCAGUCCUUGUAGUCACUAUUUGUCUUUAUUUAGCGUACAAUCUGCUGAAUAAAGCUAUUCCAGGAGCUCACAAUUUGUCAAAGCUGAAUGUCAAGAACAAAAUAGUUGUAAUCACAGGAGCCAGUUCAGGUCUUGGAAAGAGUCUUGCAUUUGAGCUAUACAAACGAGGUGCUCAGGUGAUUCUACUUGCUAGAAGUACGGAAAAACUAAAAGAAAUUUGUGCGGAACUUACAAAAACAUUUCCUCUCAACAAGAACAAGCCAACCUACUACUUUUUUGACAUUACCAAUCCCGAUAAAGCACCUUGGGCCCAGAUUCCAAAAGUUGACGUUCUCAUCAAUAAUGCAGGCAUGUCGAAUCGCGGAUCCUGCCAAGACACAACAAUGGCGAUUCACAGAAAAGCCAUGGAGACCAACCUUUUCGGACAUGUUCAAGUCACACAGUCUUUGCUCUCAAAGUUGAGUCCAGAUGGAUGCAUAGUUGUCACAAGUAGCAUUCAAGGAAAAGUGGCAAUUCCGUACAGAGGGUCAUAUUCUGCUAGUAAGCAUGCACUUCAAGGAUACUUUGAUUGUCUUCGCGCCGAGCACAAGAACCUGCACAUUUUGGUGGUCUCCGCUGGAUACAUCAACACCGGUUUUGGAUCGAGAGCUUUGGACACCGAUGGGAAAGUUGUUGGGGUAGAGGAUGAAAAUCAAAAGAAAGGAUAUUCACCGGAACACUCUGCGCGCAUGAUUUCCGAUGCAAUCCGUGAUCGAGUGUCGGACUUUGACAUGGCUCCAUUUGGUGCUCGCUUCGCAAUUUUCCUCAGAUAUUUCUGGCCAACUCUCCUUAAUUAUGCCUUGUACACUCGUGGCACUAAAGACCAAUGGGCGCCAAAGAAUAAGAAGGAGUAAUUAUUUUGAGUUUUAUUUUACUUGUCUGACCAUUAAAAAUAUGAAAUAUUUGUUUU
Messenger RNA from Caenorhabditis elegans, 999 nucleotides. RefSeq names its product Rhodanese domain-containing protein (gene T25G12.13). NCBI's taxonomy places the organism in Eukaryota, Metazoa, Nematoda, Chromadorea, Rhabditida, Rhabditidae. The coding region runs from base 11 to 943 and encodes 310 amino acids. Gene Ontology annotation, cellular component: peroxisomal membrane. The record is from RefSeq and is marked reviewed. The transcript has 5 exons.